AUGGUGAUAUCUACUUCAAAUCAAGCAAUAACUGCCGAUGUUGGGGGGCAUUUGGUAACAAGUAUUCAUGCAUAUUCACUUACAAUAAAUACAAGAAGUUUAUGGGCAGAUUUAUCAGCAAUUUCAACUUUAAAUAAGCCUUGGAUGAUAAUUGGGGAUUUCAAUGCAGUUCUGUCUAUUCAAGAAAAGAAAGGAGGUAGAAAUCCUUUAACUUCAGCAAUGCUAGAUUUUAACAAUUGCAUCCAAAAUUGUGACUUAAUUCAAGCACCAAAAACAGGUUGGGGUUAUAAGGUUGGUACUAGAGGAAUAUCUGAUCAUAGUCCUCUUUUUGGAGCAAGUGCAUCACUUCCAAAACCUUUAAAUGUUCCUUUUAGAGCUUUAAAAGUUUGGAUGUCUCAUGAAGGUUUUAAAAAAAUUAUUGAAGAAGCUUGGAAAGUUGAAGUAAGAGGUAAUCCUGGUUUUAUAUUUCUAAUAAAACUCAAGCAGCUCAAGAUAAUUCUUAAAAAUUGGAACUGGAACAUUUUUGGGGAUGUAAGAAAGAAAAUCCAACAAGCAGAUGAGGAAGUUAUGAGACUUUCCAUUAUUUCUGAUCAAUCUCCAAGUGAUACUAAAUUACUAAAUGAUUUGGUAACAUCUAGAGGGAUUCAGGAAUUAGUAACUCAACAACAACAAGAAAUUGACAGACAGAAAGCAAAAGUAAAGUGGAUGAAGUUUGGGGCUUCUAAUUCAAAAAAUUUCCAUGUUAAUAUGAAAAUCAGACAGAUGCAUAAUGUCAUUGUUGAGUUAGAAAAUGAAGACAAUGAACUUAUAGUAACACAACAGGGGAUUGCAGAUGUUUUGGUGAAGCAUUUUGAAAAUAAAUUCAAACAUAAAGAAGUUCAAAUCUCUGAAGAAGUAUUUGACGCAGUUUCUAGACUUAUUUUUGGUGAAGAUAAUGCAAAAUUGGAAAGUAUACCAUCAACAGAAGAAAUAAAGCAAGCAGUUUUUGAUCUUGAUCCUGAUAGCUCUCCUGGACCAGAUGGCUUUGGAGGCUGGUUUUAUAAGUUUGCCUGGGACUUAAUCAGUGAGGACUUCAUUCAAGCUAUUCAAUUAAGAAUAGUAGUGCAAAAGAUUGUCUCUCCACAACAAGCAACUUUUAUCAAGGGCAGAAAUAUUCAAGAUCAAAUUGUCUUAGCUUCUGAAAUGGUAAAUGAAUUAGAUACAAAGAGAAGAAGAGGAAAUGCGGGUUUGAAAUUAGACAUUUCUCAGGCUUAUGAUUCUCUUAGCUGGGAAUUUCUUUUUCAUGCUUUAAGAAAAUUUAUAAAAUGGAUUCAUAUCUUGUUGAAGUCAGGAAAAAUUUCAGUUCUUGUGAAUGGUGGUCCAGCAGGAUUCUUCAAUAUCAGUAGAGGAUUAAGACAGGGAGAUCCAAUUUCUCCUUUACUCUUUGUUAUAGCUGAAGAUGUCUUAAGCACGAAAAUUACUUCAAUGGUGCUGACAGGAAAAUUGCUUCCAAUGGUACACAGAAAUGGAGUUCAGCCAACACACAUAAUGUUUGCAGAUGAUAUCUUCUUAUUUUGUAAUGGAGAUAGAAGAAACUUGAAAAGAUUAUUACGCACUCUUGAAGAAUAUCAAAAAGCUUCAGUUCAAGAAGUUAAUCUAUCAAAGAGUAAAUGUUUUGUGGGAGGUACAAGUAACACAAGAAAAAUCCAAGUAGCUGCAGAUUGUGGUAUGGUUCUAUCUGACUUCCCUGACAAGUACUUAGGAGUGAUCAUAAUUCCAGGUUUGAUUAGAACUCAUCAUUGUUCAAGUGGCCAAAAAAAAGUAUCAAAAGAGAGUGAAAAGAUUAUAAGGAACUUUCUUUGGUAUGGAGACCCUUCUGCAAGAAAAACAAUUACUUUAAAAUGGGAGAAAACUUGUUCUCCUAUAGAAGAAGGUGGCUUGGGCAUUAGACAAUUGGAAGUAAUAAACAGAGCAAUGCUAAUGAAAUUAUGCUGGAAAAUCCAAAAUGGUAAGAAUGAAUGGGCUAAAUUUUUCCAAGGAAAAUUCCAAGAUAAAAAUGGCAAUUGGAUUGAGUAUUAUAAAAAGUCAUCUAUAUGGCCAGGUAUCAAAUGGGUAGCUGCAGAUGUAUUUGAUCAUUCAAGAUGCUUGGUAGGGGAUGGGAAAAAUAUCUCAGUAUGGAAUGAUAUUUGGAUAAAAGAAAGGUAUUUAAAAGAUAUCUUCCCUGACAAUUCCACUAUGUUACAAAACCCAAACAUGAAAGUUGCAGAGUUGAUAAGAGAUGGAGAAUGGCAGAUUCCAAAUAACUUUCUUGAUUUUUUUGAAAUUUCAGAGUUACCAGUUAUGGAUUGCAAUGAUGAUAGAAGAAUCUGGAGUGCAAAUACUUCUGGUGAGUUCACUGUUGCUUCUGCAGCUGAAAUUAUUAGAAAAAAAUUUCAACCUGUACAUUGGGAAAAACAGUGUGGCACAAGAACAUUCAUCCUAAUGUCUCUAGCAAUGUAUGGAAGAUAG
This is a messenger RNA of Papaver somniferum (opium poppy), 2487 nucleotides long. RefSeq lists its product as uncharacterized. NCBI's taxonomy places the organism in Eukaryota, Viridiplantae, Streptophyta, Magnoliopsida, Ranunculales, Papaveraceae. The record is from RefSeq and is a predicted model, not a curated record. Bases 1 to 2487 code for a protein of 828 amino acids. The transcript is spliced from 4 exons.